Paramecium pentaurelia is the source of this 1509-nucleotide messenger RNA. NCBI's taxonomy places the organism in Eukaryota, Ciliophora, Oligohymenophorea, Peniculida, Parameciidae. The record is from the annotation of a GenBank genome assembly.
AAUGAGUUAAUAAGCUGCAGAUAUUAGGAACGUCAUCAAAUCUUUAGAGAAGAUUGCUUAACAACUAGAAGGUGUUACUCCAACUUCAUAGUAAAAUCCACUAACAUUAGCUGAAUUACAACCAUUUAAAGAUAAGCUAAAUCUUUUUGUUGAAGCUUCAAAGGGACUCUCUGACUAAGCACUGAAGGAUAUUGUAAUAUAUAGUAUUUCAACAACUUAGACACCCUUAGUAGUGAAAAUAUUUUCAAUAAUGGAAAAUGCAAUUUUACAUUCUACAAACACUAAAAAGCCAACUCCAGACUAAAUGAAAUAAAUUCAAAAGCUUAUUACUGAGUAAGUGAAUAAAAUUGCUAAAUUCUAAACACCUGCUCUAUAAUAUUAAGUAAAAGCAAUGAUCGAAGGUUGCUAAGCAGCAUUCUGGGUGACUUUAGAUGGUCCUAAGAUCUAAGUAGAGAGUGCUAUCGAAUCUGCUGAGUUUAAUGGAUUUAAACUAAAAUAGUAGAAAGUUGCAGAAGUAUCUAAAUGGUAUGAUGCAUUUAUUGGUGCAUUAAAGUGGUUGCCAGGUAUCAUUAUCUUCUUAACUAGAUUUUGUAAUAAACAACUAUAAAAUGGGCUUAGAAUGGAAUGGUAAAGGAUCUCUAACUUUCGAACAAUUUUUAGCAGCUUUGACUUAAGAAAAAGCUCAAGGAGCUCCUCCUCCUCCUCCAAAAGGUCCCCCUCCUCCUCCUCCUCAAUUUGCAGCUCCUGCUCAUCACGCUGACGUUGGUGAAUCAAGAGGAGCCUUGUUUGCAGAAUUAAAUGUAGGGGCAGACAUCACUAAAAGUAGUUUUUAAUUGAAAAAUAGGAUUAAAGCCAGUAUAGAAAAAUGUUGAAAAAUCAGACCCUUUAUAGCCUACAACAGCAAAACAAUAGUAGUCAACCUAAUAAGCAGCACUUUAGUAACCGAAAGAGCCUAAAAGAUAUUGCAAAGAAAAUUGGUUUUUGGAAAACUAUUAAAAUGAGAAGCUAAUUGAAUUCAAAGAUGAUGAAAUUGAAAUGAAAUAAUCUCUUUUUGUGGAGAAUUGCAAGAAUUGUGGAAUACUCGUUAAGGCUAAAGUGAAAUCAAUAUUUUUGUAAAAAUGUGAAAAAGUUGAAUUGGUUUUUGACGUAUUUAUAUUUUUACUAACUUUAGCAAACUAUUUCAGGAGUUGAUGUUGUUAAUUGUAAAAAAGUGAAAGUAACAUGUUUAACAAAGUAAAUCAUAUUAAUAAAAUUAGAUGUCCAAGCCUUAUGAUCAAUAAUUCUGAAUCUGUUCUCAUGGCAUUUAACGCAGAUAAAUAAUGUGAAAUAAUUUCUUCAAAGACUAUGGACUUCAAUAUCACAUAUUUGCAGGAAGAUGGAGAUUAUGCAGUAACAACUCAAACUUAUUUAUUAGAAAGACACUAAUAUAGCCGAACAAUUCUUAACUGUUUGGGACAAUGAUUAAGGAAAGUUUAUUACAAAAGCUUUAGAUAUAUCCUUCGGAUGAGU